Messenger RNA from Pyricularia grisea, 598 nucleotides. RefSeq lists its product as uncharacterized. Bases 93 to 503 code for a protein of 136 amino acids. The record is from RefSeq and is a predicted model, not a curated record. Gene Ontology annotation, cellular component: membrane. Gene Ontology annotation, biological process: mitochondrial respiratory chain complex I assembly; response to oxidative stress. The transcript is spliced from 7 exons. Lineage: Eukaryota; Fungi; Ascomycota; Sordariomycetes; Magnaporthales; Pyriculariaceae.
CGUCACCUCUUCGUGCCGACCGAACUCCAAAAACAUCCUCCGCAAGCUCCGACUUCUCGACGACAAGGUCAAUUGACCACCACAAAGCCACCAUGUCGACCCUUUCGAGAACGUUCGGCUACCUGCGCCGCAUUGGUAUCAAGGAAUACUGGCAUCAACUCAACUACAUCGGUGACACCAAGGCUGGUACCCUGAUCGGCACCGACAAGUUCGGUAACAAGUACUACGAGAACAUGGAGGAGGAGCUUCCCCUCCGAACGCGAUGGGUUGACUACAAGAAGCACGACUACGACGCCGCACAUAUCGAGCCGCACUGGCACGCCUGGCUUUCUUACAUGGUCGACACGCCCGCUCAUCAGGACGCCCUGACUAAGAUCAACCGGCCUUGGGCGCCCAAGGAGCACGUGCCGAAUCGCACGGCUACGAGGGGUGCCUACAAGCCGUACAGCACGACGGUGCCCAAGUUCAAGGCGUGGGAGCCAAGGGCCGUUGCCAGGUCUUGAAGGAUGGUAUGAUGAAUUGGAGGCUCUGUAUAUGCCUAGAUCAAAUUUGAGCAAUGCGAGAUAGAUUGAUGCAGCUGCGUUCGCUAAAAACUUUC